Molecule: messenger RNA, 795 nt
Organism: Cebus imitator (Panamanian white-faced capuchin)
Lineage: Eukaryota; Metazoa; Chordata; Mammalia; Primates; Cebidae
Product: 60S ribosomal protein L10-like
Exons: 1
Coding region: 80-724 (214 amino acids)
Biological process (GO): translation; ribosomal large subunit assembly
Cellular component (GO): ribosome; cytosolic large ribosomal subunit
Molecular function (GO): structural constituent of ribosome
Source: RefSeq, a predicted model, not a curated record
AACGCACGUAAGACGCGCGCAAGCGCAGUUCGGGGAGCACGCUUUCACUUCAACGCACUGCCGAGGUUCCUGCGUUGCCAUGGGCCGCCGUCCAGCUCGUUGUUAUCGGUAUUGUAAGAACAAGCCAUACCCCAAAUCUCGUUUCUGCCGGGGGGUUCCUGAUGCCAAGAUCCGCAUCUUUGACCUGGGUCGAAAGAAAGCAAAAGUGGAUGAGUUCCCACUCUGUGGCCACAUGGUGUCUGAUGAAUAUGAGCAGCUGUCUUCUGAAGCCCUGGAGGCCGCCCGUAUUUGUGCCAACAAGUACAUGGUGAAAAGUUGUGGCAGAGAUGGCUUUCACAUCCGAGUGCGGCUCCAUCCCUUCCAUGUCAUCCGUAUCAACAAGAUGUUGUCCUGUGCUGGGGCUGACAGGCUCCAGACAGGUAUGAGAGGUGCCUUUGGAAAACCCCAGGGUACGGUGGCCCGGGUCCACAUUGGUCAAGUCAUCAUGUCCAUCCGCACCAAGCUUCAGAACAAGGAGCACGUGAUUGAAGCCUUGCGCAGGGCCAAGUUCAAGUUCCCUGGACGCCAGAAGAUCCAUAUCUCCAAGAAGUGGGGCUUCACCAAGUUUAAUGCUGACGAAUUUGAAGACAAGGUGGCCAAAAAGCACAUCAUCCCUGAUGGUUGUGGAGUCAAGUAUGUUCCCAAUCGCGGCCCCUUGGACAAGUGGCGGGUUCUACACUCAUGAAGGCUCUGAUAGCACUGUCUCCUUGGGCAAUGCCAGUUUGACUUUGCUUACUAAUAAAUUCUGUUUACUGG